Molecule: messenger RNA, 835 nt
Organism: Mycotypha africana
Lineage: Eukaryota; Fungi; Mucoromycota; Mucoromycetes; Mucorales; Mycotyphaceae
Exons: 3
Coding region: 202-693 (163 amino acids)
Source: RefSeq, a predicted model, not a curated record
CUGCCUUGGAGUGUACAAUCAAAUGACAUAAGAGCUGCAUUGGAGCGCAAUACAUUGAUCAAGAUUCCACCAGAAGACAAGUUGCCACACAAUGUACAUGUAAGUGCUCCAAAAAUGACGUCAAAAAAAGGGAUUGGAGGAGGGGAUUUAGUUUUUCCAUGAUCGAUUGACAAUUUUCUUUCCUCAUGUUGCUAGAUACUGAUGGACAUAGCUACCGGUAAAACGACUGGGACUGCCUAUGUAGAAGUAAUGAUCAAAAACGACCUUGGUUUCUCUGAAGACGCAGUAAUUAGUAGUAUUGUAUUUCAACCUGUUCAAGGACGUCGGAUUAAAUUUGUAAAGAGUACCUACGGCGAGCUCUGUCGAGAUCUUUUUUCUGCGUGGCGCCCUGGCUUCACUGACGACGGUUUAGCCAUCUUACCCCCUGGUAAUGGUGAAAGCGGUGCUGGUAGCGCUAGUUAUAGCAGCGCUGGUAAUCAUAGUACUCGACGUGAGGGUAGUAAUGGGGGUGCAACUACUAUUACCACCACCACUACUACUACGACUCAUACGGCCAUGAGUAUGACAGACGACAAUCCUGAUACUGAUACUGAUAUGAUGGUGGAUGAUUUAUCAACAUUCUUUAUCGAGCAAAAAGACAUUUUUCUGACGCAUAUACACAUACGCCUACACAUAGAUCUGUUACAACCGUAAAUGUGCGCAGCGUCCUUUUGAGUUCCUUAUGACUUUAACAUUAUGCUUGCCUUGGAAGCAACCGAGAGCAAUUACUACCAUACAAAGGGAUAUUAUUUAUGAAUGCUUCAAGCUUGUAACAGUGGCUUUACAGGAACACACG